UCACACACUAUCGUUCUUAUUCAACCAACUUUUAGCAAAGCCAGUCGUACUUUUAUGGAUUACGAAUCAGUAAAUCAAGCCAUCGAAGGUAUUUGCCACAUGUAUGAACAAAAACUUAAACAAUUAAAACCACACCAAAAGAAUAUUACAUACGACAUUUCACAAUUAUUUAAAUAUUUAGACGAAUUUGCUGAUUUAUCAUGUUUAGUAUAUACAUCAAGUAUCAAUGCCUACACUCCAUAUAACAAGGAAUGGAUUAAAACCAAAAUUAUUCAUCAUUUACAAAAAUUAGCUCAAUAA
Dictyostelium purpureum is the source of this 300-nucleotide messenger RNA. RefSeq lists its product as uncharacterized. The transcript has 3 exons. Lineage: Eukaryota; Evosea; Eumycetozoa; Dictyosteliales; Dictyosteliaceae. The annotation marks the transcript as partial. The record is from RefSeq and is a predicted model, not a curated record.